AAAAAGAAAAUCUAAAUAAAAAAUAUUUAUAACAAACUUUUAAUUCCCCACAUCACAUUUCAAUUUUCAACACGCAUCACAAGCGAGCGGUACCUAAACUUACAUUGCUCGGUGGGUAUCGGUACAUGAGUGCUAGCAGUGAUUUUUCAUUACGGAAUUUGUUUUAUAUUUUCUAGUUUUUCUAUCAAAAAAUUAUAUUUGGAAAAAAUUUUAGUUUUUAUCGUGUUUUUACUAAAUUACAAGAAAACAUUUACAUGCUAACGAAAAUCGUAAGAAAUUAAGUGCAGAUUAAAGAAGUUUUGAAAAAAUCUAAAAAGUUCGACUAAUUACUGUUUUUUAAUUUAAUUUUGAGAAAAUACCUGUCUAUAUGCAUAGUGUGAAAGUGACAAGUUCAAGUUUAGAAGUGGUGACGGUGACGGCGACGCGGCACAGCUCGGGGACACGGUCGGUGGUGGUGCAUCAGUUAAAAUAAUUUUGCUACAGGAAAUGCAUUCGAAGUGAAGCGAAUUACGUGCAAAAAAAACAACACCUACUAUACUACAUAUGUACAUAACUACUCAAGUGUGAUAUACAUUGUUUUUUGAAAUCUAAUUAAUAUUCUAAUUAGAUUAUCACACAUCGCAAUCAGCUACACCAACAACACAUCACAUCACGUCACGUCUCAUCAAAUCAGCAGCGCACGGUGCCGCCAAUCCUGUUGAUUUUCAGGUGCAAAAAUCUAUGUUCCUAUAAAUGUCAAUCAAAAAGUGCAAGAGAAAAUAAGUGCAUUAGAUCCGUGCAUCCGUCAAAACAAACAAAAAAAGAAGAGUAGAAACCCAUAAAAUGCAUGGCGUCAAACGGGUCAUAGUUUUCUGCAUUCUCAUCGUCAUCCUUCCCACAAUUCUCAUUAUAAUUCCCCUCUAUCUAAGAAAAUCAGUGUUUGCCGAUGUCAAAUAUCCAGUUGCUGAAUCGGAUAUCAUAGAAAUUCGUGAUGGAAUAUCAUCGAUCUUCUGCCAAAAGCACACACUUCGCAUGGAUACGCAUUUCAAUGCCUUCCAGUUGCACAGUAAACCAGAGAUUUCAACAAAUCGAAAACAUAUUCGUUUGAAAAAGUCCAUGACUUUGCCCGAUGACACCCUCGAGUAUUGGGGCUUCUAUUUGCUGAAAGGGGCUAAAGUCUAUUUGAGAUUUUGUUCACGAUACGAUGGAUCAAGAAUUCUAGUGGUGAGAGGUGAGAAAAUGCUGAAGACUUGUGGAGUCAUGGAACACAAUAAGAACAAAGUUGGUACUAAUUUGGCUCAUGGUCACGAACAGGUGAGAGUAUUUUUCGAAGACACCCUGGAAAUUCGAAAUAUCUCUCAUCCGAGUUUAGAAGAUCUGGAAAAUCAUGGAGGUGAGAUACUUGAUGAUGAUGUUGUACAAACUUCCACCACCACCACUACAACACCUGCUCCGGCGAUAUCGUCAAGAUCGAGGAGCAGACAGUUGAAAAAACCAACAAGAAAUAAGACUGAUGAAAUUCCUGAUACCGAAUCUGUGGAGCAGAUCACAAGGUCUCCACGUUCGCGACGUCAUCACGAAGAAGAAUUCAAGAAACGCCAUCAAACCGAGUACGAUCGGAAGAAGCAGGAAGUCUACGAUCAGUUGUACAAACACCGGGAGAAACGAGAUCAUGUCUAUGAUCGAAAGUACAUCCAUGGAGGAAAUGCCCUCAAUUUUAGCGAAAAUGAGUCGAAUUCGAUAUCGAGUUUCGAAAAUAGUUUGUUCGAAUGUUACAAUGGAAAUAUUCUCCUCGCUGAGGGUUUCCCACCAUCGGCCAUGUGUUCCAGCGUUCACUUUCUCGAGACCGGUUCACAUCGAAUGAUGUCGAAACAUGAAAUCACUGAAGAUGGCUACUACUAUUAUAUUUUCUACAGUGACAAUGAUUUAGUUCGAAAUGACAUUCAUGCGAUUUUUGACAUUUACAAACCAACUUUCCAGUACUCAAAUUCAACUGAUAAUUCCAAUGGAUGUGUGAAUAGUACGAAUUGUACAUUUCCAAUAACUUUUCUGUCAAAUGAAAUUGUUGUAGUAGAGGUACCAACACGUGACGGUAUCGAACAUGAAGAAGAUGACAUUACCAUUUUGACCUCAACCUGUCAUCCGAGAAUGGAGAUUUAUGCAAUAUUUCCAAUUGCGGUAUUGGUAUUAAUUUUGAGUUGUUCAUUUUUAUAGUAAGAAAAAGUUACUUUACCUAUAAAGAGUUGUUAUAUCAAAAAUUAAGACUUGUUGAAAGAUAGCUACAUACAUAAUAGAUAGAAACAAAAACAAUAAUUCAUACCUUAUAUAUUUGUGAGACAAAUCAACCUGAUGGGGAAGUACAGAAAAGAUUAUUUUUUUAUAUCCAAAAGUUAUUGAGGGAAUGAAAAAUUUUAUUAUUGUGAGAAAUAUAAGUUAUAUGAUAAAUUAAGAGGUGAAUACUUGAACUCCUUUUUAACAGUUUGACAUUUAAAAGAGAUUUUUUUUAAACCACACAAAAAUACCUGACGUACUUGUCAUUUGACUUAUGUCAUUUUUGAUUGAACUCUUGGAUAUUUCAACCAUCUCAAUAUAAAUGUGUAUGCCAAACAGAGUUAAGCCUUUUUAUACUUCUUAUGAAAUAUUUCUGUGAUUUUCAUUGAAGCCUACUCCUAAAAAGUGUUAGAUUAUUUUUCUUGCAAAAAAAUUGGCAGAACUUUGGACUUAAAACAACAGAAAAGAAGUAGAAGUCUGAAGUAAGGUAUUUAUUGUAUUAUUUUUGACAAAUAACUAAAAAUAAUAAACAACAUUUUGUAGGCCUGCAAAUUACAUAGGCACAAACAGUUUUAAGUGUUUUAAAUAUAUGUCUACUUUCCUUGUGUAAUGAUGCCACAUUAAGACAUUGACCGUGACAGUGACUCAUACACAUCUGUCAAACAUGUAAAUAUUCAAGUAGGCCAAAACAAAUGUCAAAAUGAGUUGACGGGAGGCAAUCUAUGAACUUUAGAUAAAUUUUAAAAUAAAUAUAAAUCUUAAGCUCAGUGAUUCUUUGUGCUGAUUUAUGUAGACGUAGCCUUAAAAUUAAUGACAAAUUAUGUCAGAAAAAUAAAUUGUGUUCUGAUAAAUCGAGAAAAUGGAAUGUCAUAGAAUAAAUCUACAUGACCGCGUUUACUCUUUUUAAAACCUUAACACCUCAAAUUAGUCGGAAGGUCUAUUUAAAUGAAACUGAGUCAAAAGUUUAAAAUAUCGAGACGUCAAAACUAGUUGCCUUUCAAAAGAGUUUAGUGUGAAUACUAUUCCUAACAAUAUUUUUUUCAAAAAUCUUGUUUGUUAACAAUUAAAAGUUAUUAAAGAAGGACGCAAUAAUAUCUUAAUUUUGAAACUUGUUAAUUUUAAGGCUUCGUACACUUAAAAAGGGUGAUAUUUUUACAAGGCCGAUGUUGGUUUUAAAUAAAUUAAAAAUUAAUUAGGAUAUGUUGGUAAUUUCUUUUUAUUAUGACAAUAUUAUUAUGAAUCAAUUAUGUUGGGAACGAAAUACCGGCCUAAUGGACGCCACUACCACAGCACCCUCCUUUCCGAUAGUCUCACUUUUUGAUGAUUCUGAGGCAUAAUUGAGGGUCUAUGUCGUUAAUAUGGAGAGUUAUCUCAUCCUUUAGCUCUUGCACUGUUGCUCGCUAAUCGACAUUAACCUUAUCUUUCAAAUAACCUCAAAGAAAGAAGCCCAACAGCGUCAGAUCACAUUAUCUUGGCAGCUUAUUGGCAUCGCCACCACUGGACAUAAAACGGCCAUUGAAUUUGUAACGCAAAAGAGCCAAUGUUUCGUUAGCUGUGUGGCCCAAAUGCUGCAAUUCUGCCACAAGAAUCCACUGAGAUGAAGAUGCUCUUCUUCGCUGACGAUGACACAAUUCUGACCAUUAACGACGCUUGAAAUGGUCAAGGGGCUCUUGAGUUCUUGAGUUAAUUGCAGUUUGUUAGCGUUUAAAUGCAAGUCUUAAUGCUUUAUGUUCAUCAACUACGUGCGUGAGACAUGCAAUUGUCGGCCUCGACAACCAGUUGAGGUUGAAGACUAUUCAGCCACACUAUCGCUAACAGCAUCAAUAUUUUCUGUAAUGCAAGCUGUACGUUUUUAAAUCCGCACUGGUGUUUUCAAAUAUCCUACAGACCCGGUUUACUCAAAUGUUUGCACGAUUUUUUUAAUUGCACGCACAUUUGAAGGAUUAAAUUGGCCAAACAAAUCACGAAAUGCACGAUUCAAUUUUUAAUUUAAAAGCCUUUUUUCCUGACAUUAACAAUUAACAUCUUCCUCCAUAAUGUAUCAUUACUUACUUACUUUUCUUUAGUUGGCGCUACAGCGCAUUGUGCUCCUGGGCCUCAAGUAAUAACUUUCGCCAGCUUACUAGAUCUCUAGCUUGCUGGCUACAGUUUCGAAUACCAAAUUGACGUGCGUCGACCUCAACUUGAUCACUCCACUGGAGAUGAGGCCUGCCCCUGCAUCUUGACAUGCCCUAGCCAUCUUAAGCGUUGUACACGCAGUUUUUUGACCAGUGGCAAGUCGCUGUACAGCUCGUAUAACUCCCGAUUAAAUCUUCUCCGCCAAUGUUACUUUGCCUGUCGACUCAAACCGGACCAUAGAUCGUACUCAGAACUUUCCUCUUGAAGAUGCCAAGAGAUCCUUCAUCCACCUGGGAGAGUGUCCAUACUUCUGCACCAUACAGCAAGACUGGGAUGAUUAAAGUUUUGUACAGUGUCUCUUUGGUACUUCGCGAUAGGGCCUUAUUCCUCAACUGCUUACUUAGGCUAAAGAAACAGCGAUUAGCAAGCGUAAUUCUGCGUUUGAUCUCCGCGCUGAUGUCAUUUGCAGAACAAUAAACAAAUUCGUUUACCCCCUCGAAGUUGUACCUGUCAAUUGUCACAUUUGGACAAAAGUCUACGGCGUGAAGCGAUUCUAUUUGACGACAGUAAAUACUUCGUUUUGUCCUCGUUAAUGUCAAGACCCAUUUUCUUCGCCUCAGAUUCGAAAUUCGUGAAAGUACCCGUCACUGCUCGUUUGGUUCUUCCCAUAAUGUCGAUGUGAUCUGCAUAUCCAAGAUAUUGUGUGGAUUUUUGAAAGAUGGUGCCACUUGUAUUGACGUUGGUGUUGCGCACCACUCUUUCAAGAACAAUAUUGAAGAAGCUUCCUGACAGCGCAUAGCCUUGUCGAAUUCCUCUAGUCUC
Messenger RNA from Eupeodes corollae, 5190 nucleotides. RefSeq lists its product as uncharacterized. Lineage: Eukaryota; Metazoa; Arthropoda; Insecta; Diptera; Syrphidae. The record is from RefSeq and is a predicted model, not a curated record. Bases 823 to 2193 code for a protein of 456 amino acids. The transcript has 2 exons.